Molecule: messenger RNA, 660 nt
Organism: Aphanomyces astaci
Lineage: Eukaryota; Oomycota; Saprolegniomycetes; Saprolegniales; Verrucalvaceae
Exons: 1
Coding region: 1-486 (161 amino acids)
Source: RefSeq, a predicted model, not a curated record
AUGAAGACGACCGUUCUCAUCACUACACUGUGCGCCACUCUUGUCGCUGGACUGCACGGCGACAACAACCAAGCGAUGGUCGCAGGUAGUCACAAACGCAACUUGCGUGCUGAACAAGCAGCUUUGCUUCCAGCGCAAGGGCAAAGUCAAAUCAUUGGUGGCGAUGAAAACAUCCCCCGUCCCGGUGGUGGCUUCGCUGCUGCCGAGCCGGUCGAACCUGUCGAGCCCAUCGCACCUGUGGAGCCCAUCGCACAUGUGGAGCCCAUCGCACCUGUGGAGCCAAUUGAACCUGUAGAGCCCAUCGCACCUGUGCAGCCCAUCGAGCCUGUGGAGCCCAUCGCACCUGUGGAACCAAUUGAACCUGUGGAGCCCAUCGAACCUGUGGAGCCCAUUGAACCUGUGGAGCCCAUCGCACCUGUGGAGCCGGUCCAACCUGUAGAGCCCCAGGAACCGUCGAACGAUGGCUCCACUGUUGAUGGUCCCUAGGACAGCCCACUGUCGAAUGGUGCAUCUCCGUAAGUUGUAUCACGUCGGGGUUUGUUUGAUAGAAACACAACCUGCGCCGGCUGUGCUAUUGUGACGCACAAAAACGAUGUUUUGCAUACAGAUGCAAUAGUUACUAUGAUGAGUAAUUGAGUAAUGAAUUGUUUCAAGUUCCAA